Molecule: messenger RNA, 2019 nt
Organism: Stylonychia lemnae
Lineage: Eukaryota; Ciliophora; Spirotrichea; Sporadotrichida; Oxytrichidae
Source: the annotation of a GenBank genome assembly
AUGUCUGAUAAUAUAUCAUCUGAAAAGCAUAUAGCAAGAUUUUUCUCAAUUUCAGGAGUGUCUGUAAGGCCAGAAGCAUGCUUGAGCAUACUGCAAACUAUUAAUAAGCUAACUUAUUUCGAGCAUAAGAGAGCAUAUCUUGAUAAUUUCUUGAAGAAGCUAAAAGACAGAUAAAUCAUUGGACUAGGAAUGGAUGCAUAAAACUCCAACACAGCAAAUGGAGUCUUAAUUCUUGAUAAAGAUGCAGCUUUGAGCAUUAUUUAAUCACUGCCUAUAAGCGAUACUGAUAACUUUCUCAAUGACACAUACAAAACCUCUAAUUAAAAGUACGGAAGCUUUAAGUAGAUGAAAUAGAGCAAGCAGCUUUCUAAAUAGGAAAAUGAAGAAAUGAAAGAUGAACAUUAAGCAGAUUAGCAGCCAGCAGUAGUCAAAAGAUACAAUCCACUCCUCUAAGAUAAAGUUUAUAAGAGCUUAAUCGAAUCUGUUGUUAUUUUAGAAGAUUUUACCCAGUUUCCUCAGUUGAUAGUUUAAAAUUCUCAGUUAUUCUAUUCCUUAACACUAAAGAGAACUUUAAGUGAAGUGAAUUUGUCAAGACAAGAUUACCACAAUUAUAGAUUAGCACUUGCUGAGGAAAGAGUUUUCUCGCAUAGCGAUAAAUAUGUUAGACCUAAAUUGGAAGAUAGCAAUAAUUAAAAGAAGCAAAAUCAGAAUGAUGAGUUGACAAAAGUUUAUAACAUUAGUUCCAUAAUUGGUUCUAGCAAGUCAAAAUGGGUGCUUGGAAUUUUGAGUCUUCACGAAGAUAGUGAAUACUACUUAGAAGAUUCUAGACACUCAGUAAAGGUCUCUUUCUCAGAGCUGGUUGAAGCAGACCCCUAAGUAUUUUUCACUGAGAACUGUAUUUUAAUGUGCUGUGGAAUUUAUCAUAAUGAGACCUUCUAUCUUACUCACCUUAAGUAGCCACCUCUUCAUGCAAAUAAAUCUCUAUCUUUCAAGCUAAACGAGAAAGAUUACUUUGGCGGAUAUUCCAAGAAGAAGAUUAUGCUAGCAACUGGAACUGAUUAGAUAACAUCUUCCUCUAUUUCAGGGUUGUCCGAGUCCAUGGCUCAAUCAUUGCCAGGAUCUAAACUUAGAUAAGAAGCUAAAAUAGAAAAGGAUAACUGCAUUGUCAUAUUUUCAUAAGUAGAACUUGACAAUAUUGGAACUUAAAAAUGUUUAAAAGAUCUGUUUGAAGGUUUGGAAUAAUUAAAGCCAGAUAUCAUAAUUUUGGUUGGAGAUUUCAUCUCUUAGAAAAUCUCAGAGAAGCUGUCUUAUGACUAGUUUAAGAACUACUUUGAGUAAAUUGGCACUAUUAUUAGGGAAAACGGAUUGACUUGCUUGAGAGAUUUCACCAAUUGGAUUUAUGUUCCUUCAUCAGAGGAUCUAGGCCAGCCAAAACUUAUGCCCUGUCUAUAAUUCUAAGAAUUCUUCCUAACUACUUUUAAGGGAAAUGGGCCUUAGAGAAUAAAAAAUGUGAUGGUGGGAACCAAUCCAAUGAGGAUAAAUUACUAUGGCAAGGAAAUAGUACUUUGCAGGUAUAACUUCUUUAAAAAACUCAAGAGAAACUAACUACCUAAAAUUUAGAUUGCUCAAGAAAAAACAAAAGCCUCCAAGCCGCCAGAAGAUGAAGAGCAGUAUAAUACUUAAGAUUCAUAUAAAAUAGCAAAGACUUUACUUUAGUAAGGAAACUUAAUUCCCCUGCCAAGUAUUGUUCAACCAGUUAUGUGGUCAUUUGCUGAUGCUCUGCAAUUAGUUCCUCAUCCUGAUUAUCUAAUCCUGUGUGAUGAAAUAUCCGAGUAUCAUCACUAAAUCAAGGUCCCUCAAAACAACAUGAAUUCUAGCAGUCUGGGUGUUUAUAAUGAUGAGGAUGAUAAAGAUAAAGUUAUUCAUGUUAUUAAUCCUGGAAAUUUUGCAAUAAAUAAAAGCUUUGUUACAAUUUAUCCCUCUCUUGGAGAUAUCCAGUAGUGUAGUGCUCCUAAUUGA